GUUUUGGCAGCGUGCUUGAGGAAGAUGGCGGCGCCCUUGUCUCUGGAGUUGGAGAGUUUACUAAAUCCACAGCCCCAGUUUUGGGAUCCCGAGGACGAUCCCGAUGAAGUCACUGCUGCUAAAGUUAUCGACAAAUUUGAUGAAGGUGGAAUUGAUGAUGAUGAUGAUGCAACACAAGGAAACCUAAAGAGAAACACAGUGACCUACUUAUCUGAUACAGAUAAAAAGUACUUGGGGAAAGCUACAUCUCGAAAAGAUUUAAAAGCAGAAUUGGGAGAGGAGUCGUUCUCAGAAAAUUCUGAUGAGGAUUUAUCCCACGAGGAGGACUAUGAUGAAAAAAUAUUAAGUGAUGAUGAUGGAAUAGAUGAAGAAAAGGCUAACUCUGAGGAAGAUGAUGAUUCUGAUGAAGAAGAGGAUGCUGAUGGUAGUAUUUACGGUGCACAACAGAAUACAGAUGAAGAUGAGACUGCAGACCAGAAAGGCUUAGACGGGUCCCAAUUUCGAGAUGAUACUGUACAAACAUUCUCUAAAGCAAAGGUGUCAGCAGAUGUUGCUAAAGGACAAGGAAUUAAGAACCAAAUCGGCAUUUGGGAUCAGCUUCUGGAAGGACGAAUAAAACUUCAGAAAGUACUUGUUUCAGCUAAUCAGCUUCCACAACAUGAUAUGUUUGCCUUGUUUAAGAAAGAAGGAGGAACCGAGUUUUUAGCGCCAUUAACAAAUAGCUACAAAGCACUGAAGGAAUUAAUGAGAUCUUUGGUCCAUUUGCAAGAUGAACUUCUCUUCCAGUUUCCAGAAACACGCUACAUAAUAAAUGGAAAGAAAUGCAAAGCAGAUAGUGAUGAGGAAAUACCAAGUGAUGAUGAGAUGGAAAAGGAAGAUUUGGAAAUGAAAAAAAAUAAAUGCCCACCUAAGCGAAGGUUGGAAGUUAAAGAUUAUCCAGAAUUCAUGGCAAAACGCUUUGCAGAUUUUCAAACAUACAGAAAUAACACUUUACAAAAAUGGCAUGACAAGACAAAGCUUACUGGUAAAAUAAGCAAGGGAUUUGCUGGUUCUGAGCGUUCCAUAUUGAUGCAAGUAGAACAGAUUAUGAUGGACAAGGAAAGGUUACUCCGGCGUACACAGACUAAACGCUCACCAUAUAGGAUCUUAGGAACAUCUCGACAGGAUUCGGCACCUGAACAGGAGCGUGUCCCUGAUGAAACAAUGGAAGUCCAGACAGAAGGGAAGUCAAACUCUCAGCUUAAAGAACUUGAUGAAGAGAUUUUUGAUGAUGACGACUUCUAUCACCAGUUAUUGCGAGAAUUGAUAGAGCGUAAGACAACCUCCCUGGAUCCCAAUGACCAAGUGGCCAUGGGCAGGCAGUGGCUUGCUAUUCAAAAGUUGAGAAGCAAGAUCAAGAAGAAAGUAGACACCAAAGCAAGCAAAGGGAGAAAAGUGAGAUACCAUGUACAUAGCAAGUUGGUGAGCUUCAUGGCUCCUAUUGGCCACAGCACAAUGAAUGAUGAGGCCAGGACUGAACUGUACCAAUCAUUAUUUGGACAAAUAAAGUCUUCAGAAUCUGAAAGGAAAAUGUGAGCACAGAGGACAAUUUUUAAGCCAGAUGAUUUGUUUUACAACCAUAAGGACACGUGCCACAAUGACUUUUUUUUUUUUUCUUUUUUUUUUUACAUGGACUUGACCCUCAACCACUGUAGUAAAGAAAAUAUGCUGCAGACUGUGUAAAGUAAAUAGAUUGUUAUGACAAUGUUCUUGUCUGAAAUGGCUUUUCUGCAGUUGUGCAAAUAAAUUUACGUUUAUGGUCUACAGAUCUAAAGUACCAGGACAUCUUUCACUGUAAAGGCCCUACUACACCACCUGCCAUUCAGGCAACAUGAGCACCAGUGGCUGAACACAUCUAUCAGCACUCAUUUGCACCAGCGUGAUUACACAGGCUGAUGCAAACUUUCAACUUGGGAGGAACAAUUGCUACUGCAGUCACUCUUCUCUCAUUCUCUUCUAUUCCUUAUCGGCAGCACACCCCUAAUUACAAAGGGAGAUAUACUGCUAAUAAUUGUGAAUCUUUCAUCCUGAUGAAAUACCCUUCAGCUGAUAAACAAGGGUAAUUGCCAUGAAAAUCGUGCUGUCUAGUAGGGUCUUUGGAAUAUACAAGCA
Molecule: messenger RNA, 2151 nt
Organism: Bufo bufo (common toad)
Lineage: Eukaryota; Metazoa; Chordata; Amphibia; Anura; Bufonidae
Gene: AATF
Product: apoptosis antagonizing transcription factor
Exons: 12
Coding region: 25-1575 (516 amino acids)
Biological process (GO): regulation of transcription by RNA polymerase II
Cellular component (GO): nucleus; nucleolus
Source: RefSeq, a predicted model, not a curated record